Molecule: messenger RNA, 3095 nt
Organism: Prorocentrum cordatum
Lineage: Eukaryota; Dinophyceae; Prorocentrales; Prorocentraceae
Source: the annotation of a GenBank genome assembly
AUGAUCCGCGGUACGGCUGGGCUCGGGGAUACGCCUCCCGGAUUCGGCGGAGACCAGAUCUACCGCUUCCGGGGGGCGCCCGCCGCUGAGGAGCUGAGGCAGCACCUGAUCGAUGUGGCCCUCGCGCUGGGGCUCCCGGCGCCUGCGGAUGGGCUCCGCAUUCACCGUGUGGGAGGGGGCGCCAUUGUCCCCCGUGCACUGCCGCCGCCGCCUCAGGGGCCGCCCGACCCCAGGCCGCCAGGCCAGGGAGUCCAGGCGGCUGGUGCGGCGGCUCCGGCCCCACGUGCGGAUCUUGUCUGGGUCGCCGCCGAGGACGCCGAGGAUCUGACGAAGGGCACCGAGAUCGACAUCACCGCGGACACGGUGGCGGUGGGCGAUCGGGCGAUCAUGCCCUGGAAGGGGGGUUUCGUGAGCUUGCGACAGCUCACGCGCCCGGAGAUCUACCGCUUCACCUACGAUGACCUGCGCGUGUUGCCCGUGCAGUUCGACUCCAGCGGUGCUCGCCGCGUUGCCCUCAGAGAAGGGGUACAGCGGCAAGAUGACACUCUGCCCGCGGGCGGUCUGGACCUACAGGGUCCGCGGACUGCCGCCUGGUUCUGCCGCUACAUCGCCGAGAAUGGUCCGACGCCCCAGGCCGUUCACGAGGCUUGGCUGCGUAAGGCCAAGCUGCAUGAUGGCGAUCGGGCCAGUCACGAGCACUUCGUUUUGGCGCAGGUGCUGUCAGCCGCCGUGUGUCACGACCAGCUGAACGUGCCAGCCCUCAACAGCAUGGAGAUGGUUGUCAGGAGGCUGCAGCUUGUCAAGUCCGCCUACUCACAGUCCGCGUCCGCGCCCGACUUCUCGGGAGCUGAUCACUUCAUGGGGUGGGGGCCCGUCACUGCCUCCGCUUCGGUGGCGCCCAAGUUGGCGGCACACGUUGCCACCAAGUUCCGGGACGAGGCCGCCAUCCUCAAGAUUUUGAUCGGCAUGUGGAUGCUAGUCGCCAGCGUGACCUCUUUCCACUUCCUGCUGUCGAGGCCGACUUGCACGUCAUUGUACAAAGACCGCGAAGCCCUCAAGGCGCUUUGCGGAUCGGAGUUUUCCUAUGCUGGGGGGGAUUCCAGUCGCAGCGUGGAGCUGUAUGAUCGAGGCCAGGUAUCGAUGCCAGCUGCGGGGGCCUCGCCUCCUUUGCUGACCAACGUCAUCGAUCCUUCUGGCAGAGGCGUAGUCGACGGCUUCACCACCGCGAUGCUCCGCUCGCCCGUCGAGAUGGGGGCCAUCAUGGACCAGCAGGCAUUCAUCAAGCCCUACAUGGACUUAAGGCUCAAGAGGGACAGGUCGCUGCACUAUCAGUUCGUCCGCGACCUGUUCGAGUCCAACCUCGUGGAUUUUGGGAAGGAGGCUUUCGAGACCGUCAACCCGUUCUUCGUGCGCAAGAAGUCUGGUAAGCAGCGGCUGGCGCGGGACUGCCGCGUGGCCAACGUCCGCUGGCGCGGCCCGCCCAAGAUCCGCAUGGCCAGCGGUUCCGCUUUCGGCAGUUUGCAGAUCCCGCCGGGGCUGCAGGAGCAGGGCAUGUGGGGUGCUGGCUCCGACAUCGCGGACUGCUUCUUCUGGCUUGCCAUGCCGCCUGAUAUGCGGCCACACUUUGCCCUGCCUCCUGUGCCUGGCGCAUUGCUCCUAGAGUGGGGCGUGCCCGCUCGCCUCGGUGGAGACUUGCAUGGUCUCUUGGAAUUCAGGCGCAUGUACGACUUCGCUUCGAGGAUGGGGUCCGCUCCAGGACGUCUGUGCGGCGAGGCCGCUCGUGAGGCUCGUCCGGUGUCGUACCUCAUCCAGGUGACCAUGUCUGAUCUCCGUCUGGAGUGGUCUGAGAGGGUCAUCGCUACCGAUGCCUGCUUGUCUGGAUAUGCUGUCGCUGCUACUCGCUGGCCUCAGGGGGUCAUCAAGAGCUAUGGGGCCGUCCGGGAAAAGUGGAGAUAUCGGAGUACGCUGCCGUCUGCGACGGCACCUCGGGAUGCUGCCCUGCCUGCUUUUGCCGACCCGUUCACCGACAUCAAUACCUUAAAGACCAUGAUCGAGCCGAAAACCAUCUCGCCGUACGAACCGAGUCCCGAUUUCGCCGAGAUCAAUCCGAAGUAUCUUGAGAAGGGGGACUGGAAGCUUCAGUAUGCGUCGAGGAGGGCCCGGGCAGUCUCCCGCGCUUCGGUGGCGGGCGCCUCCGGGCCCAAGGCCUUGGCGGGUCAGGACACCCUCCUCGAGUCCAGCUCGGUCAGUGUGAAGACCUACAAGGACAACGGGCAGCGGCGCACCGCUUUCCAAGAGUGGGUCGCCACCAAGCAGCUGGCCGACAAGCUCGAGAAGGAGCCGGACCUCGUGCUCACCGACUACGUCAACCUCCUAUGGAAGAACGGGCACGACGUCUCAGAGGGGGCGAAGCUGCUGGCGGCCUUCAUGCACGCGCUCAAGGGCUGGGCCAGGCUGGAGCCUGGCAGGACUCGGCCCCCAGUGCCGCUGCACCUGCUGGCACUCCUGUGGCUCGAGGUGAUCAACAUGGGGAAUCCGCUCAUGGCGCUCGCGCUGGUCACGAUGUGGGUGGCCUACCUGCGGCCCGGGGAGGCGAUGGGGCUCAAGGAGAGCCUCGUGCUGGACUCAAUCGAUCUCCCAUGGCUGGGGGAUCUGCUUGCCGGGCUUCGACGGGGACAGUCGGACAGGCUGCUCUUCGGCUUCAAGCGUGCCCUCCUCGGUCCGGCGCUUGCCAAGGCGGCCAAGGCGGUCAGGCUGGAAAAGCUCAAGAUCACCCCCCACCACAUGAGGCACUCCGGCCCCAGCCACGACAUCCUGUUCAAGAGGAGGUCGCUCCCGACCGUCAAGGCAAGGGGCCGCUGGCUGUCGGGCCGCACAGUAAGGAGGUACGAGGCGCACGGGCGCCUGCUGCAGCAGCAGGCGCAGGUCUCGGACGACGCGAACAAGAAGGGCGCCCUGGCUUUAGACAGGUUGCAGGUCUUCUCCGGCUGCGGGCGGCUCACGCAGGCUCUCGCCAGCUCCGGCAUCCCUGCAGAGGCCUGGGACAUCGAGCAAGGCGAGGCGGCUGAUUUUCUGAAGCACGGCGCCCUUGAGAA